AUUAAUCAAACUGACCUGUCACAUGAACAGUAAGAUUAAGGUGACGAUACAAAAUCUUAAAUUUACAUUCAAUGCUGUGCAUUUCUACACCCGACACGGCGUUACAUUCUUGAAUCAAGACAUGGAUGGGACCAGCAUCAGGUUAAUUUGUAUAUCAACUUUGGUUUCCUUGUCCGUUUCAGUAAACACGACAAGUCCCCAUAAUUGCGGAAACACUACACUUACAGCGACAGACAUUCACCAAUACCUGCAGAGCCCGGGCUACCCUGGUGGGUAUAGGAACAACGAUUCGUGUGUCUGGACAAUAACUACAGAACUGGAUUAUAUGAGGGUUCAGCUGAUUGUUGAAGAUGACGGAGUUGAAUAUGGCCUGACGUGUAACCACGACUUUGGAAAGGCAUUUGAUGGUCCCUCCAUCAAGGCUCCCCUACUAGCAGCUUGGUGUAACGAAAAAACACCAGACGUCAAGAGCAGUGGACAAGUUAUGACCGUACAGUUUUACGCUGAUGCUUAUGGAACUUUCAGAGGAUUCAAAGCACAGUUCUUUCAAACUAACGAGAUUGACACGUGUGGCGGGAAUGUCGACGUCAUGAGUUUCCUUCCCAGAAUCCAAACACUGAUAUCUCCACGUUAUCCUCAUGGUUACGAAAGCGACAUGGAAUGUGUCUGGAUUCUCCAAGCAAUGGGUGGUACUAAAAUUCGGAUCCAAGUACUCAACACUAGUUUAGAGGCAACAUCCAGAUCUUCACCGAAAUGCCAUGACUUUGUGACGAUACAGGAUGGGCAAACAAAGUGUUCCAGUGAGCUUGGCCGGUUCUGUGGAUCAGAUACUCCCACCUUCAUCAGCACAGGGCCCUAUGUUAGGAUCGUCUUCCACUCGGACAAAAGCAUUGAACACCAUGGCUUCAGACUCCAAUUUGAUUCAGGCCUAUUUUAUUGUAAGUGUCUGUAUGGUUAUUUAUGUUGAUAUUACUUAUAAGGGCCGUAUGAGUUUAAAAUGUCGACGUAAUAUUGCAUACAUCAAGUGACAUACAUAUUGUGUUAUAUUGGCAAUUGUCUAUUUUUGUGUCUUCUUUUCACCUUACCACAUGUAUCAUAGUUUCUUUUGAUACUGCCUUCAUUACAUCCUCCUCCUUCUUUCACAUGAAAUUGAAUAAUUGUAUUUUUAUUUUUUCAUGAUCAACUUUUACAGGUACGCACGUCAUUGUAUAUUGCAUA
Haliotis rufescens (red abalone) is the source of this 1218-nucleotide messenger RNA. Its product is annotated as tolloid-like protein 2. The coding region runs from base 23 to 967 and encodes 314 amino acids. Lineage: Eukaryota; Metazoa; Mollusca; Gastropoda; Lepetellida; Haliotidae. The record is from RefSeq and is a predicted model, not a curated record. The transcript is spliced from 7 exons.